Messenger RNA from Gongylonema pulchrum, 434 nucleotides. The record is from the annotation of a GenBank genome assembly. NCBI's taxonomy places the organism in Eukaryota, Metazoa, Nematoda, Chromadorea, Rhabditida, Gongylonematidae.
AUGAGGUGUUUAAAAAUUAGGGAACUUAAUCAUUUAAUUUGUAAAUUUUUAAAAGUAAGAAAUGUAGCUUUCGAACAUUCCAGUUAUGGGCAAACGGAAUGUUCAGCUGCCGGUACAAUAUCGUUGCCGUUCGACACACAAGGCGGGCAUGUUGGUGGACCUGCGGCUUGGGCACAAGUGAAAUUAAUGGAUGUCAAAGAACUGGGUUACAGUGCGGAAGAAAACAUCGGCGAAGUGUGCUUCCGCGGCGCAGCUCUUAUGAAUGGUUAUUUUAAUGAUCCAGAACAGACUUCCAAAUCAGUUGAUAAUGAGGUAAUCAACUGUGAAUUUAAGCUUCAUUCAAUAAAAAAAUUCGGCAAAAGGUGCUCUCAUCUUGUCUUCUCAAUAAAAAAUUUGUGGUUUGAGAAUUUUUUUGAAGAAAGAGUGUUAUGAUC